Molecule: messenger RNA, 3361 nt
Organism: Xenopus laevis (African clawed frog)
Lineage: Eukaryota; Metazoa; Chordata; Amphibia; Anura; Pipidae
Gene: prkcb.S
Product: protein kinase C beta type
Exons: 17
Coding region: 114-2126 (670 amino acids)
Cellular component (GO): nucleus; membrane; cytoplasm
Molecular function (GO): kinase activity; nucleotide binding; diacylglycerol-dependent serine/threonine kinase activity
Source: RefSeq, a predicted model, not a curated record
GCGACGCUGGGUGCAGGGGAGAGCACAGCUGUACUGUGCGGCAGAGGCGCUGCUAGAGAGAGCGGACACACACCGGACUGCCCGCAGCUCUGUUCUUUGCAUUGGACCGAAGCAUGGCUGACCCCGUAGACGGCGAGCCCGGGAAUGACAUCGCCACCCGCUUCGCCAGGAAGGGAGCUCUGAGGCAGAAGAACGUGCAUGAGGUUAAGGAGCACAAGUUCACAGCGCGCUUCUUCAAGCAGCCCACCUUCUGCAGCCACUGCACCGACUUCAUCUGGGGUUUUGGCAAGCAGGGAUUCCAGUGUCAAGUCUGUUGCUUCGUGGUGCACAAGCGGUGUCAUGAGUUUGUCACGUUUUCCUGCCCGGGUGCAGAUAAAGGGCCAGCAUCUGAUGACCCCCGGAGCAAACACAAGUUCAAAAUCCACACGUACUCCAGCCCGACAUUCUGCGACCACUGCGGCUCAUUGCUCUACGGUCUCAUCCACCAGGGGAUGAAAUGUGAAACCUGCAUGAUGAAUGUCCACAAGCGCUGCGUAAUGAACGUGCCAAGUCUGUGCGGCACCGACCACACGGAGCGCAGAGGAAGGAUACACAUCAAGGCUGAGAUCAGCGAGGAAGUACUGACGGUGACUGUCGGGGAUGCAAAAAACCUAAUUCCGAUGGACCCCAAUGGGCUUUCCGACCCAUAUGUAAAACUGAAACUCAUCCCAGACCCAAAGAGUGAGAGCAAACAAAAGACCAGAACUAUUAAGUGUUCCCUGAACCCGACCUGGAAUGAGACCUUUAAAUUCCAGCUGAAGGAAUCCGAUAAAGAUCGCAGGUUGUCUGUGGAAAUCUGGGACUGGGACUUAACCAGUAGGAAUGAUUUCAUGGGGUCCCUGUCAUUUGGGAUUUCAGAGCUACUGAAGGCUGGUGUAGACGGUUGGUUCAAGUUGCUUAGCCAGGAGGAGGGAGAAUACUUUAAUGUACCUGUGCCAGCUGAAGGAGAAGAGGGCAACGAAGAGCUGCGUCAGAAGUUCGAGAGAGCUAAAAUCGGUCCCGGGACCAAAGCAGCUGAAGAGAAGGCGGUGAACCCAGUGCCCAAGGUGGACAACAAUGCAAACAGGGACCGUAUGAAAGUGUCAGACUUCAACUUCUUGAAGGUUCUGGGGAAAGGGAGCUUUGGGAAGGUGAUCCUGGCAGAGAGGAAAGGAACAGAUGAGCUCUAUGCAAUAAAGAUCCUGAAGAAGGACGUGGUGAUUCAGGACGACGAUGUUGAGUGCACAAUGGUUGAGAAGAGGGUUUUGGCUCUGUCUGGGAAGCCCCCUUUCCUCACUCACCUACACUCCUGUUUCCAGACAAUGGAUCGCCUUUACUUUGUCAUGGAAUAUGUCAACGGCGGAGACCUCAUGUACCAGAUCCAGCAGGUUGGCCGAUUCAAGGAACCACAUGCAGUAUUCUAUGCAGGAGAGAUAGCCAUCGGCCUGCUCUUUCUGCACAGCAAAGGCAUCGUCUACAGGGACCUAAAGCUGGAUAACGUCAUGCUCGAUUCAGAAGGGCACAUAAAGAUCGCAGACUUCGGCAUGUGUAAGGAGAACAUGUGGGAUGGGGUAACGACAAAGACAUUCUGUGGCACGCCAGACUACAUAGCUCCCGAGAUUAUAGCUUACCAGCCCUAUGCCAAAUCAGUGGAUUGGUGGGCAUUCGGGAUCCUGUUGUAUGAGAUGUUAGCCGGGCAGGCUCCUUUUGAAGGUGAAGAUGAGGAUGAAUUAUUCCAGUCCAUCAUGGAGCAUAAUGUAGCAUAUCCCAAAUCAAUGUCCAAGGAAGCUGUGGCCAUCUGUAAAGGGCUGAUGACAAAGCAUCCCGGGAAGCGGCUGGGCUGUGGCCCAGAGGGGGAACGAGACAUUAAGGACCAUGCCUUUUUCCGAUAUAUAGACUGGGAGAAGCUAGAAAGGAAGGAGAUUCAACCACCCUACAAGCCAAAGGCGUGCGGCCGAAAUGCUGAGAACUUCGACAAGUUUUUCACCCGCCACCCACCAGUGCUCACUCCACCCGACCAGGAGGUCAUCCGGAACAUUGACCAAUCAGAAUUUGAAGGCUUUUCCUAUGUUAACUCAGUUUUUUCAAAAGAGGAGGAGAAGGACUAAGGAUGGGCCUGUCCAAGGACUAGGCAGCCCCCACCUGUGCGUCACCUCUCAUUGGGUGUCCCCGUCCAGCCAGCCCUCUCUGCGUGUUUAUAACACCAUUCUGCUGAGUGUGUCCGCACAACUCUCUCACCCUGCGUGUAUGACCAUCACCUCGCUGUGUGGAGAGCCCUGUAGUCAAAUUUCUCGUCUCUAUUAGCAAGCAAAGAAAAAAAAAGUGUUCAACUGUUUAAAAAAAAACCAAAAAAAGAACAAAUGUACCCAAUCAUUAGAUAGAGCAUGGAUAUUUGCCACUAACAGUGUAAGCUGGGCAACCCUUAAUGAGACCAACUCUAUUUUUAUGGCAAACCUAUCAUAUAUCAUCCAUGUACUGUACCAAGUGUUUCUCUUGCUGUGUCCGUUCUCUAUGAUCAUUUCUGCUUCCGGCUGUGGUGGGUGUGGCUUGGCAUUUACAGCAUGGGACCAUAUCCAAUCAACCAACGACAGCCCUCCCAAAAGAACAUAUCAAUAACUGUGAGAUUGUAACAGGUUCUGAUGGAUUGUUGAAGGAGACCCUAAAUAGGGAUUGGCCCCCUCUUUGUCUAUUUUUUAAGGCAAAAAAAGGUUUUCGAAUGGUCAAAGUCACCAUAUAGGGUUUUGCCUCAUUUUUAAAGUUUGUGUUGCUCUGAUCGUGUUCUGCAUCGCCAUAAACCUCCUAAUAAUGGUUUAUGCCAUAAUGGAAGGAGUUGCAGACCCAUUGGGUCUUUCCAUUUUGUAAGUGUAACACCGACCCCUUGUUGAGUGCUGACAAGUUACACCGCAUUGCUUGACGCUUUCUUCCCCCCAAGAGGGUAAGUGUGAGUGCUCUUUUAGCCAAGCCAUUGAACAGCACCCUUCCAAAUAUCUUCUGCUGUGGUUGAGGGGACUCUAUUUCUAAAUGAGCCAAACAGUAUCGACAACAAACUUCAGCAGAUGUUCCCAUAUGACUGUACCCCCCCCCCCGCAGACAUCACCAUCCUUUCUGCAUGAGCGAAGGAGAUAAUGCACCAACUCUGGAACAGCCUGAGGCAUCUCUACAAAUUGUCCUUUCUGCAUGCAGCUUUGGCCAUGCAUUAACCCAUUACCUUCUGCAUGUUGUUCAGCAGCAGGAGUCCGUGUGUGAGCCUGCGGGUAUUGGUUACUGACCUUGGUUUAUGCAAAAACCUGAAAAAAAUGUCAUGCUCUCAUGUGUUGUGUCAAAUGAAGGUUCUACGCUGGCA